Messenger RNA from Nematostella vectensis (starlet sea anemone), 2084 nucleotides. Its product is annotated as ADP-ribosylation factor 6. NCBI's taxonomy places the organism in Eukaryota, Metazoa, Cnidaria, Anthozoa, Actiniaria, Edwardsiidae. The coding region runs from base 280 to 807 and encodes 175 amino acids. Gene Ontology annotation, molecular function: GTP binding; GTPase activity. The record is from RefSeq and is a predicted model, not a curated record. The transcript is spliced from 5 exons. Gene Ontology annotation, cellular component: cytoplasm. Gene Ontology annotation, biological process: vesicle-mediated transport; intracellular protein transport.
CAGAAUCCUUUUCGGCACAAGGCGUGUAAUAAUGGCGGAACACUUCCCCAUAAAUGUACAAAUAUCCAAGGCAAAACCCAACAAAAGCAACACAUAAAAAGCCUUUAGUGACACAGCACGAUAAAAGGAUAGUCAAGUAAAGAAUCUUUUGACUCAGGGGAUAUAUUAGGGUAUUUUUAGUUGUUAAAUUCUUCGUUUCUUUGGCUGGGCGUUAGUUGCUCCAACAGUCAUCCGACUUAAAACUGCACAGGAUUUUCCAAAGACCCUCAGAGAAGCAAAAUGGGGAAUGUGUUUGCCAAGUUGUUUGGGAGCAAAGAGAUGCGCAUUCUAAUGUUAGGAUUAGAUGCUGCUGGAAAAACCACUAUAUUAUAUAAAUUGAAGCUUGGUCAGUCAGUCACAACCAUACCUACUGUAGGAUUCAAUGUAGAAACUGUUACAUACAAGAAAGUAAAGUUUAAUGUAUGGGAUGUUGGAGGACAAGACAAAAUCCGUCCUCUGUGGCGCCAUUACUACACCGGUACCCAAGGCCUCAUCUUUGUUGUAGAUUGUGCAGAUAGGGACCGUAUUGAUGAGGCCAGAACAGAGCUACAUAGGAUUAUUAAUGACAGGGAGAUGAAGGAUUCCAUUAUUUUAGUUUUUGCAAAUAAGCAGGAUUUACCUGAUGCUCUCAAACCUCAUGAAAUACAAGAAAGGUUGCAACUAACACGGCUUAAAGACCGCAAUUGGUAUGUCCAGCCCUCGUGUGCGACCACUGGUGAUGGCUUAUGCGAGGGACUGUCCUGGCUAACAGCAAAUCACAAGUCAUGAUGAGGUGCUAGUUUAGGGGAUUGUCCAUACAAUAGCCAGGGUCUUUAUAGAUCAUCACACUAUGUACCACUCUGAGGCCAAUACCGACAGCUUACUGUACCCCAUCCACCCUACGUAUGAAGUCUGUUGGAAGGCUCACAUCUGGGGCUAUUUGGAAAUAUUUUGGUUUCAAACAUUGGGAAUUUUGUGGUGCACAAAAGGUUCUGGGUUCAAUGGGUUACAAGCCAACCCAGGACACCCCCUCCCUCCACCUUCUACAGGACUCCCAAUGCCUCAGAACAGGCUUUUGCUUAAUUACCCCAUAUGAUAGCCAUCAAGCAGACUCUGAGUAUGGGGCUGACAUACUUCUGUUAGGGUAGUAAUAGUUUUUUUUUUCAGUCCAAAAAGGAUUUUAAACUUUUUUGUAGCACAAAAUAAUGGCACAGUGAUUUACAAAUUUUUUCAAUGUUUGUGAUGUUUUUUUUUCUGUUUUGGUUUAUUUUGGAAAAUAAAAUUAGCUCUGUAUCUUGCCUUUUUUAUUUGAGACAAACAAUGGAAGUCCAAUCAAUUAUUAUAUCGUAUGAAUAGUAAUGCAAUUUUUUAUAUCUGUAGUAACAAAGUAUAUUCAUUUUGAUAGGAUUGAGCUUCACAGGGUUAGAAUUGUGCUGUCCUCCAAGAAUUCGUAGGCAAACAAACCUAGAUUGCCCAAUUGACUAUCAUUGUUUUUGUUUUAAAUCAUAGAAACUUUGUAGAAGGAAAUGCAAACGUUAUAAUGUUGUAAUAAUUACUACAGACCAACAAUAAGAACAGCAAUAGUCGGGCUGUUUAAUUGACCUAUUGAGUCCUUGUGUGUUUUAGUAAUUGUGUGGUGUACAUAAAAAGACAAAAAGAACAAAUUUGCACCCGAGCACACCAUUGUUUCAUAGAUUAACUGCAACAUUUCUAAUAGAGACCACCUUGUCAAGUCAAUGAUAACUAAUAUUUUAUAGCUUGAAGUCCUAGCCCAUUUAGCUUUAUAAUGUCUUUGAUAACAUUAUAAAUUCUUGCUAAUCAUAAUUCCCUCCAUUGGCUCUUUUACUCAAUCCGAUCUGUAAAUACACAUAAUUGCUAGAGCUCUAACAUUACCAAAUGUAGUCAUAGUUAACUGUGUUGUGGUAUAGAAUUCCAAGUAGUGUUACCAUGGAUUAACGUCUCCUAUAAGGAGGAUUUUAAUCACCUGAUUUAUGUAAAGAGUUUAUAUAGUACAUUUUGGAAAUAUUAGUUUUAAACUUAGAUCAAAUAAACGUGGUACUUGCAAA